CCUCAUCGCCUUGCACCAAGGAUGGUGACGUCAUCACCAACUACAGGAAGGAUCCAUACAGAUCAUAUAGGAGAGGCACCACAAGACAUGACGUCGCCAAGGCUGAAUGUUCAAAUCAGGGUACCCACGAUAUUCGGACAUGCCCGGCAAACUGGAAACAAUAUGGACACAAGUGCUACAAGAAUAUCGACGCUAAACUCACCUGGUAUAGCCACCUCUUCCAUUGCAAGACGAAUUUCAGCUUCGACGCCAGCCUGUUGGUUAUCGAGUCGAAGGAAGAAGAUUAUUUCGUGUCCAGUACGUUUGAUAAUGUCAACCAUAACGACAUCUGGAUGGGAUGCGCUCGACAAAGGAAUAACGACACUUGGUUUUGUCCUGGAAACUAUGCCAGCUAUGGUGCGGAAAUAGUCGGC
Lytechinus variegatus (green sea urchin) is the source of this 413-nucleotide messenger RNA. RefSeq lists its product as uncharacterized. The record is from RefSeq and is a predicted model, not a curated record. The transcript has 2 exons. Bases 22 to 408 code for a protein of 128 amino acids. Lineage: Eukaryota; Metazoa; Echinodermata; Echinoidea; Temnopleuroida; Toxopneustidae.